AUGAAGGAUUUCACCUCUACCGGUUCCUCGCUUAGAGAGCCCUCCGACCUAGACAAACAUGUCUUGAACGGUUGGAGGAGUAGUACUCUGCGGAGCUACAACUCCGCGGUAAGGAAAUUCCUCAGGUUCGCGCGGUUGAAAAUUAACAGACGUUUCGAACUGCCGGCGACCGCAGAAGAGAUCUACGGCUUCUGCUACUGGGCCGGCAGAACGGAAGGAGACUCAAACCCCGACAAAAUAUCCGGGGUAACUUUGACCAAGUACUUACACGGCCUAAAAGCGUGGCACGUCUACCACGGCGCCGAAUACCCUUCUCUUUCAAACAACAAGGUCGCUUUAAUGUUGAAAGCUUCAGCAAAAGCGGACGCACUUCUUGUCCGAACAAAAACGAAACGGCCGGUAAUGGUCGAACACCUGUUGCUACUACACGACCACCUCUCGAAAGGCGACGAUUUGGGAUUGGUAUUGCUGGACAUGUCGCUAGUGGCCUUUUGGGGCAUGGCUAGGUUAGGCGAGCUAGCUUCAGAUAUCAACGUCGGCCGAUUGAGAAAGGGCGACGGCGUCCGUAUAUCAGACGUACGGGUCGCGGACGACGCGCAGUCGGCGCUAAUCAAAAUCUAUUUCGCCAAAACAGCAGUCGGCGGUGAGGUGCAACACCUUCUACUGACGGCGACAAACAAUAAGCUGUGCCCUGUGCGGGCCCUCAUCAGGAGAAUCUCAUCCGGAGAGGCGGGCGACUCCCUUUUCGGACUCAAUACUUCGACAGAACGAAAGAACUUGACAAAAAGCUAUUGCAAACGUCGCCUCGAUUCGGCAUGGAGGGGGAUUGGCCUCACGAAUCUCUCCGGCCACUCCUUUAGGGUUGGCGGCGCGUCCUUACGCAACGCUUUGGAGGUAGAUAUAACUACUAUUUGCAAACUCGGCCGUUGGACAUCUUCUUGUUACAAACUCUACAUAAAACCAUACACGCCAGAAGAUUUGAGUGUGACGCUUUGUAUUCUAGAACAAUUAGAUGACGGCCCUAUCCGUCUCGAGCAUUGA
Puccinia graminis f. sp. tritici CRL 75-36-700-3 is the source of this 1041-nucleotide messenger RNA. RefSeq lists its product as uncharacterized. The record is from RefSeq and is a predicted model, not a curated record. Gene Ontology annotation, molecular function: DNA binding. NCBI's taxonomy places the organism in Eukaryota, Fungi, Basidiomycota, Pucciniomycetes, Pucciniales, Pucciniaceae. Bases 1 to 1041 code for a protein of 346 amino acids. Gene Ontology annotation, biological process: DNA recombination; DNA integration. The transcript has a single exon.